This is a messenger RNA of Artibeus jamaicensis (Jamaican fruit-eating bat), 363 nucleotides long. RefSeq names its product telomere repeats-binding bouquet formation protein 2-like. Lineage: Eukaryota; Metazoa; Chordata; Mammalia; Chiroptera; Phyllostomidae. The transcript has 4 exons. Bases 1 to 363 code for a protein of 120 amino acids. Gene Ontology annotation, cellular component: nuclear inner membrane. The record is from RefSeq and is a predicted model, not a curated record. Gene Ontology annotation, biological process: meiotic attachment of telomere to nuclear envelope; homologous chromosome pairing at meiosis.
AUGUGCCUUCACCGGAAACUGAACUCACAGCCUUUCAGUUCGCAGCAUGAUGAAGUAACACCAAAUGAAAUAAACACCCUUAAGGGAAGCAGUGAACUAACCACAGAUCACAAAAGGGAAUUACCCAAAAGCACAAAAAAGGAUUUUAUAAGGACUCCAAUUGUAGAAAAGCAGAUGUACUUCCCUCUUCAGAAUUAUCCAGUGAACAACAUGGUAACAGACUAUAUAUCUAUUGAUGCCAUGAAGAAAUUCCUUGGGGAGCUACAUGACUUUAUUCCUGGAAGUUCAGGAUAUUUGGCGUACCAUGUUCAAAAUGAAAUUAAUUUUUCUUCUAUAAAAAAUAAGUUGAAGAGGAAAUGUUAA